Carya illinoinensis is the source of this 1055-nucleotide messenger RNA. Its product is annotated as putative glycine-rich cell wall structural protein 1. Bases 302 to 703 code for a protein of 133 amino acids. The transcript has a single exon. NCBI's taxonomy places the organism in Eukaryota, Viridiplantae, Streptophyta, Magnoliopsida, Fagales, Juglandaceae. The record is from RefSeq and is a predicted model, not a curated record.
GGAGAGGGAUUGGGAAAAGGAAAAAGAUGCAAAUUGGUUUUAAUUAGUCCAGAGGCGGUGGUGCGAAUCUGGCGUGCAGUUCUUUGUUGUGGCUAAAAUCUGAUCUACCUAGUCCAAUCGACACUUUCAUGACGGGUGUCCAUAUCCACCAUUCCUAAGGGUCAGAAACCCAUUAUAAAUACGACUUUCAUCAGUUCUUGCAUCACACCCGCAAGUGCUAACGAAGAGUGGCGAACUAACUUUCCUGGCCAGCAAAGCUCAGAGGCACAAGAUAAAGGGGAGAAAAAAAACAGAGAAGGAAAUGCAGCCAAAUUCUUUGCGAUUCGCUCUCUUUCUUCUCUUCUUGAUCAUUGGAACUUCCGUAGCACAUGGAAGGCCUGGUAAUGGUGGCGGGGGGAGAAUGAGUAGUGGAUCUUCGGAAAGGCCUUCUGGGACCCCAAGUACCGGUGAUAGUGGCUCGGGCCAUGGCCGCAACUGGGACUACAGUUGGGGAUGGGGCUCGAGCCCCGGAAGUGGAUGGGGUUAUGGUUCGGGGUCUGGCCGAUCUCCUAACGGUUUUGGAAGAGGCUCUGGCUAUGGCUUUGGUUCUGGUUCUGGCUCAGGCUCGGGCUCAGGGUACGGCUACGGGUCAGGAUAUGGUGGCAGCAGUGGUGGUGGUGGUGGAGGAAGUGGAGGCUCGGGUGAGAAAAAGAAGCAUGGUUGAAUAAUGCACUGGUUUGGUACUGAUCAUGGAAUUGCAUGUUCUCGAGAAGAAAAAUUAUAUAUAUCAUGAUCAAUGUUAUCAUGAGUUAUAAAAAGAUCAGUAUCGUUUACAUCAUUGUUAAUGUGUAAGCCUUGGCAGUAUUAUUAUGUUAAUAUCGUAUUAUGGAUUUUCCAAUGCGAUUAAGUACUUCUUGAUCUCUGUUUAUUUUAUCUGUCUGUAUCUCGUAUAGUUUCCAUGCUAGCUAGGGAAAUACUUCAAAGGAUGUUGUUCUAGCGAGUUAGUUUAAUGGCUCUGAUACCAUGUAAAACGUUUUAGAGAAGAAUGGAUGAAGAGCACCUCUGUUUCUUUUUCA